AUGGCCCAAAGCAUCCCCCAGAACGUAAUUCUCGGCUUGCGAAGUAUGCUCUUGUCAGGGGAUCAAGAUGAGGAAGAUGAAAAGAAGAGCACCUCUCCAGUCAAAGACUUGACGCCCAUCGAUAUCGUUAUCGCUCGCAUCAUGCUCACAAAGGGCAAGAAGCUUCCCCCAGACGUGGUCGAUAUUAUCUUUGACUUUGCCGAGUACUGGGCGCACUCAAGCAAUGAGAUUGAUUUUCUUGCUGAGCAUUCAAAUCCCUUAAUGAUCAACGGUGGCAGUCCCGUCGAGAACAAAUUCCUACUUCGCUCGUUCCCGGUGGGUCUGACGGGAAUUGAAGGCAAGAAAGCACUUGCGGAGGUAUUGGCGUAUGAUCUGAACGAGGCCAAGCCGCAACCGUUGGAAAAAGAGCACGAUCCUUCUUAUUUCCUCAACCUGGCGGAUUAUCCUACACCAAAACUGAUUCGCCCUGUUCGAAAGGUGGUCUUUACGAUACGGAGUAAAGAUCAAGGGUGGGGAGGUGACCCGGGGAGUCGACAUACGUACGACGGGGCGUGGUCAUGGUUCGAAGCUGGUCUUGAGCGGUUUGAUGCAGAACAAAUAUGCGAUCCGGCUUGCACAUAUGACGUCCGACACAGAUCAGCGUCCUCCACAGCCUCACCACUCCCCGUCUGCGCCCUCCGUCCCCUCUACCCCUCCAUCGUCCCCGGACCCCGCGAUAAGCACAGCUACUCACAUCCACUGUCUCGCCAAGACAAAUGGACUAUCUGCAGCAACCAGGUCGCCCAGCGAGCGUGGCAGGACCAUGUGAUAACGUGGUCGCAUACUGAUAAUAUCCAGCCUGGCACAGAAGCGGCGGUCAAGCUGGGGACAGACGAGGGUAGGGGUGAAGAGACGGGCGACGGCUGGUUUGUGAGGGACUUGAAGAUGGGAGAUGUGGUUACUGUUUGGGCCAAGACGAGGUUUGCCGGGUGGGCUAAUAAAAUCGAGAAGGUCAAGAUCGAUGUCUACUGGGCUGUUUAG
Messenger RNA from Fusarium sp. VM40, 1020 nucleotides. NCBI's taxonomy places the organism in Eukaryota, Fungi, Ascomycota, Sordariomycetes, Hypocreales, Nectriaceae. The record is from the annotation of a GenBank genome assembly.